Mesorhabditis spiculigera is the source of this 1890-nucleotide messenger RNA. NCBI's taxonomy places the organism in Eukaryota, Metazoa, Nematoda, Chromadorea, Rhabditida, Rhabditidae. The record is from the annotation of a GenBank genome assembly.
AUGCAAAACGGCCGACCGGGCCGCGACGGCGACGAGCGGAUACAGGGCAUGAAAGUGAACGGUUUAGGGAUAUCCCUACCCUCAAAGCUACCCAACUUUGUCGAUGUUAUUAAUUACGGGGAUUUGGAGCGGCUGAGAAGGGCGCGGAGACAGACUCGAGACCAAGAUGGGCGCUGUUCAUUUGAUAAAUGCUUUAAUUUUUCGAGGUGCCGCGCUUCCAGGAAGGUCUAUGUUUAUCCUGAUCCGCCAGGAUUGCAACAAUCAACCGUUUACAGCAAUAUCCUGAAGGCGAUCCGACAAAGUCCUUAUUACACCAACAACACUCGUGAUGCCUGUCUUUUUGUUCUCUCGUUGGAUACAAUCGACCGAGAUCAAACUAGCAAAAACUACGUCCGUUCCCUGCAGACGUACAUCGACGCGUUGCCACGCGACUUAUGGAAUGACGGCGAAAACCACAUCAUCUACAACCUAUAUCACGGGACGUGGCCUCACUACUCGGAACUGGACAUUGGUUUCGAUGCCGGAAAGGCUAUCCUCGCUCGGGCUUCUGCUAGCGAAGAGAAUUUUCGUCACGGAUUUGACCUGUCGUUUCCUCUCUUCCAUCCGCAGCAUCCGUUCUCGGUUCCCGCUGAGGCCAACUUCUCCACACGCCCCGACGAGCAAUACCUGCUCUCGUUCAAGGGCAAGCGAUAUGUCUAUGGGAUCGGAUCGGAAACGCGUGAUUCCCUAUAUCACCUUCACGACGGUCAGCGUAUAGCCAUGGUCACCACCUGUCGGCACAACACUGAUUGGCAAAACUAUAAAGAUGAGCGAUGCGAGCAAGACAACGAGCGUUACGACCAGUGGGACUAUCAACACCUGCUGAACAACUCGUUAUUCUGCCUGACGCCUCGGGGACGUCGGCUCGGUUCCUUUAGAUUUCUCGAGUCGCUAGGCGCCGGCUGUAUUCCGGUGGUUUUAUCCGACAAUUGGGUACUGCCGUUCACCGAAAUCAUCGACUGGGAUACGGCCGUGAUCCGGGUAUCUGAGAAGAAUGUGCUGCUUACACCCGACGUGGUAUUCUCAAUCCCUCGACGUCGCAUCGAAACGAUGCGGCGAGCAGCUAAGAUGCUGUACCAUCGAUAUUUUGCCAGUGUGGAACGGAUAGCGAAUUCUUCACUCGAGAUUAUAUUUGCACGACUCGAUCAAUCGACUGGAUAUCGUAACGAUGGUGCAUCAAUCUCAACGCUUCCGAAAUCCGAGCAACACCUGACGGCAGUCAUCUUCACAACACCCGAGCUGUCAUCAAGGCUGCAAAAGCUCGUCACCGAAUUGGCGAAGCUUGACGGACUUCAGAAGAUUAUAAUCCUCUGGCACGUGGGACGGGGCACAACACCCGAUGGGGCCGAUUUUGGCACAAAUGUCAAGAAGCAGUUCGUUCUCGUGAAUACGACGCAAAGCUGCCUGGCCUGCAUCCCGAGCAAUCUACUAAACGGCGCAGGAACUAUCGUUUACUUGGACGAACGGCUGCGCAAUUUCCCGCCCGAGUUGCCAAGGAUGCUUCAGCUUCUCGGGGAGCAUCCGACUCGACUCUUUUCAGCAACCACCUUUACGCAUACGGUCCAGAGUAAAAAAACAGUGACGAGGCAUCUAAAAAUCGCCUACCCAGCCGCUCUCGUAUUUCACAGUUCAUACCUCACCAGCCAUCAUUUCCGAGGUUCAUCCCCGCAUUGCGAUUUUGUGCGGCUGUCAAUUGCCGCUAGCUACUUGAGCGAAUCACCGCCGAUCAGGGUUGGCCGGGGUGAUGCUCAACAGUGGAUGCAGCUUGAAGUUUUCGACGAAUGUGCUAGACAACUUGCUCCAUAUUUCCCACCGGGUCUCCUGCUGCCACCAGCCGAUCUCGGGUUACUG